Xiphias gladius (swordfish) is the source of this 3740-nucleotide messenger RNA. RefSeq names its product KIAA1841 ortholog. The transcript is spliced from 21 exons. The record is from RefSeq and is a predicted model, not a curated record. Lineage: Eukaryota; Metazoa; Chordata; Actinopteri; Istiophoriformes; Xiphiidae. Bases 770 to 2890 code for a protein of 706 amino acids.
CUAAGCUGGUGCAGUGCGACAACGGGGACGAUUCACCGUUGUAGAUAACGACGGAACAAUACAAAAAGCGUGUAAAUUAUUUUAGGACUUGGCCGCUGAGUUUGUAUUUUGACAGUGCAGCCUGUCGAUAACACGAUUCCCGUGCUACUGGGUUUAAAAAUAUACAAAAACCUAAGUACUAGUACGUACUUACUUAGCUAGCUGAUAUGCUAGGUGAUUAAAGCUAAUGUUGCCUUGAAGGACUAUCGGAAGUACUCGAGUGUAUGGAUAGAAUUGAGCUUUAGUAAAUAGUAGUUUGACAGAGGGACCCUAAAGUCAAGAUCUACUUUUUCUUAAAUAUCUUACAGAAUUGGUCAAAUAGCUGCUUUAUUCACAAUACUUGUGCAAGACUUGACAACUUAUUUAAAAGUGAGCAAAUUGUUCAUGGGUAUAAACCAUACAAUUUAUCCUGACAUCGCAACCUAACAAGUAAUUCGCCUAAUUUGGAUAAGAAGGCAGCACAAAACAACAACUGAGCAAUACUAUGCGACUGACCGCAUCAUUGUCCGUCGUGACGCAUGUUAUGGGCUUGUGAUUAGGGGUUUACCAGUAGUACCUGAAGGCAGCAGAUCCUGUCCCGCAAAGUUAGCUAGCAGUAGCAAUGGAUGCAGCUAGCCGAUAGGAGAAGACCGCAGCAUCAGCAUCAUCCAUACACGAUGACAUAAAACAGGCACCAGCUUAGUUCACUGUACGAGACGACGGGGAGGAAUAUCUCUGGAACCAAAUAAAGAUGAGCCGCUUCUGCUCGGACAACAACAACUUCCCCUAUGACAACAACGUCCUAGUUUUGGACAUGGUGCUGGGCUCUCUGUGGGGAGUACCCCAGCCCAUAAACUGGGACAAUGUAGCCAAGCUAGUUCCAGGAUUCACUCCCAAGGAGUGUGCCCGUCGAUUUGAAGAGCUGAAAAACACGGGGGGUUUUCCUCAUGUGGACAACCAAUGUAAUGCCCUGACAGAAGGAGGUACCUCCCCUUCAGACUGCCUGUCCACACUGCUGGGCACUGGGGAGAUGGAGACGGGUAGCAGCCAGAGCACAGGCAAAGUUACAGGCUCCAAAUCGACGUUCUCAGGAAGGGCUGGUGCUGUGGAGAAGAAAGAGAAAAGAGUAUCAGCAGAGGAGGAUGACAGACCUCAGAAGCCACGAGAUCCCAACAUGGUCAUCCAUGUGUGUGAUGAGACCAAGAACCUGAAGCAGGACUUCACAUGUCCCAGAGAUCUUCUGGUUAAAGAGAUGCGUUACUUUGCUGAGUACUUGUCUGUGGACCCCCAGAGAUGGGAAGAGGUGGACAUCUCUGUUCACUGUGACGUGCAGAUCUUUGACUGGCUCAUGAACUACGUCAGGAGGAACUCUGCAGGAGAGGGAAACAAGGACAAACCCCGGCUCGAGCCCAGCAAUGUGAUCUCAAUCCUGAUCUCCUCCGAGUUCUUGAAGAUGGAUACGUUAGUGGAGGAGUGUAUCCAGUACUGCCACAAACACAUGAGUGCCAUCGUGGCUACACCCUGCAACAUGAACUGCAUCAACAGCAACCUGGCAACACGCAUCGCCGAGCUCUUCAACCACAAUGAGGCAGACGACAUCAGGGACAAAAAAGACAAGUUCAAGAGCAAAUUGUUCCAGAAGAAAAUUGAGCGUCUCUUUGAUCCCAUCUAUCAAAACAGAGAUUCACCGGGGAACGCCUCCACUCUCUACAGGUGUGGUCUGUGCCUUAAAAUGCUGACCAAAGACACAGAGAGGAAGAUUUCUUGUGUGCCAGGGAAAAUCAACAUUGACACCCAAGGAGAGAUCAUCUACACACACACUAGACAGAAGAGCUGGGAUGUGCAUGAAUACAUCACUGGUCUGUAUGAGGAGUUCAAGUCCUGGGUCCUGGUCUACUGGAGAAUCUGGGGUACCGUCAACUACCUCACCUGUUCCAGAUGCCAACAGGUGUUUGUGUGUGCGGAGCUGACCCACUGCAAGUACCACCCAGACAGUGUGCUGUACCCCGGCCUGGGUGCCGAGAAAGGCUUGCAUGGCGCAGGAAUCUACCCCUGCUGCAACCAGAGGGUUCUCCGCUUUGACCCCACUGGUAUUCCCAAGGGCUGUAAGAUGCGAGACCACAUAGUGAACGUACCCGAUGAGGAGAACUGUGAUGAGGUAACCUCAGCCCAGACCAGGGUCCUGAAUGACCUGCUGCUGCACAGAGACGCAGUGUGUUUGUCGAACACACCACCUGCAGACGGUCCGGAGGAGAGUCCAUCCAGUGCAGAAAAGGUUCAGGACUGUGAUGUGCUCUUGGAGCCAACACUCCUUGGACCUCUGAGAGGAGACGGCAGCACUUUUUCCCUUUUGAAAAACUGGAGUCUGCAACUGAGGCAGCAGUCUCUCCUGUCAGAGGAUGAGGAGUACACCACGGGGUCAGAGGUCACUGAAGAUGAGGUGGGGGAUGAAGAGGAGCUGUCCAAGAAACAAGCUGCCAAGAAGGCCAAAAAGGCCCAAAGACCUCUGAAAAAACAAAUGUCCUCUCCAAACUUCCAACGCAAAGACAAACCCGAGAAAUCACAGACCAGGGACAACACACCUUUCACAGUGAGCGUCCAGAAAAGUAAGUGGGACAGCUCUCGCUCCAUGCGCUACAACCAGGACGCUCAGAGAGAAGAAGACCAGCGUCGCAUGGUGGAGAUCGUCGGCCACCUGACUAAGAUGAGGUUUGGAGACCAGGAACAGAGCAAAUCUAAGGACACUAAAGAGCCUGCAGGGGGAAUCUACUCCAGGCUGGAGGCACAAUUUAAGAGUGCCUCUCAAGCCAGACAGAGUUCAGAGAAGACACCCAGAUCUAAAAUACGCUACGCUCAGAUCCGGACAACAUAAAGGACUCGAUGGGGAAAAAGGCCGCUGAUCUGUUGAAGAGAAAAACAUGAGAACUGACUAAGAGUCAAUAGAACGAAGAGGAAGAGGCGAGAUCCUUCUGUGAGGGAUCAGGACAGAGAAAAACACCUCCGACUGGCAGCCCCUGCAGCACGGCCACCACUUAUAACCUCGCUGUGGACUCUCCUCCCCCUCAUCCCCUGUCAGUCCUUUACCCUCCCCUCUCUUCUUAACUCAGGUGACUACGUGUGGAUCACCAUCAACUGCGUCCUCUGUCACUCAGCUCGCUGUUUGUUUUUGCAGCUGUGACCAGUCCCUGAAAAACAAAGAGAACUCUGGAUCCAGCUCAGCUCUUAGGAAAUGCACUUUGACUGAUCUCAGUGUUUCUUCAGGAUUUUUGUUUUGGAGCCAGACAAGCGGGGGUUUCUACAAAAGACAACAUGAGAAAUGUUCAAGUAGGAAGAGAACUCAAUUCUCUUCCUACUUGAAGAUCUGAAUUGUUUAGAUCCAGUAAAGGCCACACUAAAGAGAGUAAAACACUAGUUUUAGAGAGAAGGCCGGAUCCCCCAUCUGCUAAAGGCCAGUUUGGGGAUAAAAUGUUCACUGCGUCAACACAACUUCAGCUUGUUUCAGUUAAUCUGCUCAUCACAGUGCACCAGUACAUUUAACUCUGCAGUAACUCUCAUUGUCUUCUGUGGGGAAGUCCAGCCACUGGAUGAGACAGACGCUACAGUUUUUGACAAAUAUUCACCCCAGCUCUGGUGGGGAUGGAGCUCUAGUCAUUUCUAUGUGUACUGGAAUGCGAGUGUACUGUUCAACACUGGGACCAAUAAAACAUGAAUGGCACUGAACC